AUGCUACCCCAUCGAUACACUCAAGCCGUCAUGACAGGCGAAAGUGCUGCUGGUCUGGUCAUUUCCAGUAAUCGAAUCUUGACCAAAGCCUUACUGCACAGCCAAAAAGUAAACACCAUCAUUUUUUUCACCAUGUCCAUGUCAAUUGUCUGCCUCUGCUUCAUCAUGUUCCACGUCGUCCGGCGCAGUGAUUUUGUACGUUACUACAUCAGCCAGUGUGAAUUGGCCGGCUUAGCCGAAGAGCAACGCGGAUUCGCCAAUCCUAAUCCAGCGUCUGGUCCAUACACAGAGGAAGUAAGCUUAGUAGAUAUUAUGGACCACAAUGCCCACAGAGGAAGCUAUGGUGUGUUGGUUAUCCAGAGUCCAACUUCAGCCAGUAUCCACCAAGAUUUUCUUGCGGGUUCCACGGUAACUACACCAACCACCCCAACUAACCCUGAGUUGAACCAUGCCACAGCAGCUGAACUGACCAAAAUUAAUGAACAAGAAGUCAAGUUCAAAGGUCAUGUAUAUAAAGUCCAGGUUCCCAAAGUCUCCACAGUCCGAAGGGCCUUAAUGUUACGAUGGGAGGCAACAAAACGUGUCUGGCCCUACAUGAUAUCUCUUGGGAUGGCAUAUUUCGUCACAUUGUUACUCUUCCCAGGAAUUGAAUCUCAAAUCGUCAGCUGUCGUCUAAAGAGUUGGACACCAGUCAUUUUAAUGGCCAUUUUUAAUUUGUUCGACUUUAUUGGAAAGAUCAUUGCUGCCAUUCCGUAUGACUGGCCCCGAGGUCGUCUGGUUCUUUUUACUUGUAUGCGGAUGCUACUCGUCCCUAUGAUGAUGAUGUGCGUCGUACCUCGCCACCGCCCCAUUCUAGAUGGAGAGGGUUAUGCUAUUUUGGCUUCUUUAUUGCUUGGAGUGACUAACGGCUAUUUUGGCAGUGUGCCCAUGAUCCUUGCUCCCAUGAAAGUGUCAGAUGAGAAAAAAGAAAUCACAGGCAACAUUAUGAUGUUCUCGUACAGUGUCGGGAUGACCACUGGUAGCAUCGGAGCCUAUCUUCUUGACGCUUUUAUUGGCCCUCGGUCUCUUGUUUCGGAAUGUGGUCAUACUGUGGCUCAUCACGCAGCUAACAUGGUUGCACCCCAGAUCCCUGCUCUACUUUCUCCUUUUAACUAUAGCAGCAUGGUAACUAACUAUAGCAGUGUGCCGAUGGUCUAA
This is a messenger RNA of Acanthosepion pharaonis, 1197 nucleotides long. Lineage: Eukaryota; Metazoa; Mollusca; Cephalopoda; Sepiida; Sepiidae. The record is from the annotation of a GenBank genome assembly.